AUGCGAGCGGGAUUGGAAGGCGAGAGGCUUGCCAAAGCUUACGGCAAUCCUGCCUUUGAAAAGUCUGCAAAGCUGACAGCUCAGGCAGCUAGCUGGGGUGUUGAAAACCCGACUCUAGCCACCUGUGCAGUUGCCGGCCUUACUGGCGUUGCUCUUCUGGCUGCCCCCGGCUGCGCAACAGCCCCAGCACUGUCGGCUAUAGGGUUCACGGCGGAAGGUAUACAAGCAGGGUCUUCAGCUGCAGCCUUCCAUAGUUCAAUCGGGAAUAUUGUACCCGGGAGUGCGAUUGCUCUGGCGCAGAGCGCUGGCACAGGGGGAUAUGGCCUAGCGGUUGUGAACGGGGUUACGCAGUUGGGAGGUGCUGCAAUGAUUGCGGGAAGUGCUGGCAUAGCAUGGGUCAAGGCUAAGUUAUGA
This is a messenger RNA of Aspergillus melleus, 414 nucleotides long. RefSeq lists its product as uncharacterized. The transcript has 3 exons. Lineage: Eukaryota; Fungi; Ascomycota; Eurotiomycetes; Eurotiales; Aspergillaceae. The record is from RefSeq and is a predicted model, not a curated record. Gene Ontology annotation, cellular component: membrane. The coding region runs from base 1 to 414 and encodes 137 amino acids.